Messenger RNA from Etheostoma spectabile (orangethroat darter), 2408 nucleotides. RefSeq names its product coagulation factor C homolog, cochlin (Limulus polyphemus) (gene coch). The record is from RefSeq and is a predicted model, not a curated record. NCBI's taxonomy places the organism in Eukaryota, Metazoa, Chordata, Actinopteri, Perciformes, Percidae.
AGAGAUGUCUCAGCUGUCUGUCCUGCUGCGUCUCACAGGCCUGUCCUUCAUGAUCUGCUCCACGUUUGGAUCAGAAUCCAGCGUGCCGGACCCGGUGGCCUGUGGGACCCGCGGAGCCGACCUGGUGCAGGACGGCGUGGUGGUCCUGUGUCCUCCGGGCUGCGCGCGGACCAGCGUCUCGGUGUUCGGGACGGGGGUCUACGCCUCCGUCUCCUCCGUCUGCGGAGCCGCCAUCACAGGUAGGAGGAGGGGGGUCCUGGGUCCGUCAGGCGGCCCCGUCAAGGUCCACAAGACGCAGGGACGACACAACUACAUGAGCUCCUACGCCCACGGCGUCCAAUCACAGGCGCUGUCCCGCUGGAGCGCCUCCUUCAGCCUGACCAAGCCUGUUAACGUCCCCCUGGAGUUGACCAGUGAUACUACAGCUCUGCCUGCAGCCGCACAACCAGCAAAGAAACCUCUGAAGAAACCGUCGGUGAAGAAAGCUCUGACAGGCGGAAACAAAGACUGUCAGAUGGAUAUCGCCAUGGUGAUCGACAGCAGCAGCAACAUAGGACGGCGGAGGUUCAACCUGCAGAAGAACUUUGUCUCCAAGCUGGCGGCCAUGUUGAGGGUCGGCUCCACGGGGCCGCACCUGGGACUGGUCCAGGCCAGUGACUCUCCGAGGACCGAGUUCUCUCUCACCAACUACACCCAGACCAAAGAGCUGCGUCUGCCUCAGGGAGCUGGUCUACCUGGGGGGGGCACCAACACAGGGAAGGCCAUCAUGCACACGGCGGAGACCUUCUUCGGCCCGGAGAACGGCGGGAGGCGGGGGCACCCGCGGGUGAUGGUGGUGCUGAUCGACGGCUGGCCGUCCGACGACCUGGAGCCGGCGGCCAUGUUGGCCAGGGAGUCGGGCAUCAACGUGUUCCUGGUGUCGGUGGCCAGACCGGCGCCGGAGGAGCUCGCCAUGGUGCGGGACCAGGACUUCGUGAAGAAGGCGGUGUGUAAGGAUAACGGGUUCUUCAGUUAUCUGAUCACCAGCUGGUUCAGCACCACCAAGCACGUCAGACCUCUCACCCAGAAGCUCUGCUCGCUGGACGGCCUCUGCAGUAAGACGUGCUACAACUCGGUGAACAUCGGGUUCCUCAUCGACGGCUCCUCCAGCGUCGGCGAGGGGAACUUCCGCCUGGUCCUGGACUUCCUGGCGGGAAUCGCCCGGAGCUUCGACGUCUCCGACGUCGGCGCUCGCAUCGGUGCGGUCCAGUUCACCUACGAUCAGAAGCUGGAGUUCGGCCUGUUCGAACACUCCAGCAAAGAGGACUCGGUCAACGCCGUGAGGAGGAUCUCCUACAUGAGCGGAGGAACCGCUACGGGAGCCGCCAUCACCUACACCACCCAACACCUGUUCAGGCGGACGGGACCAGGACGUAACUUCCUGAUCGUGGUGACCGACGGCCAAUCAUACGACGACGUCAGAGCGCCGGCGCUGGCUGCUCAGACACAAGGCAUCACCAUGUACUCGGUGGGCGUGGCCUGGGCACCGCUUGAUGACCUCAGAGCGAUGUCAUCGGAGCCGAAGGACAGCCACACCUUCUUCACCCGAGAGUUCACCGGCCUCGCCGAGUUCAUCCCUCUGCUGGUCCGAGGCAUCUGCCGAGACUUCACAGAGAACAACUAACACACCACACACACACCAUACACACACACACACACACACAUACACAUACACUACCACACACACACACACACACACACACACACACACACACACACACACACACACACAGACACAACACACACACAGAGAGCAAUGAAAGGACUUCCCAAAUAUCCUCAAUCUGAAAGUAGAGGUAGAGGUCCCCACAAAGAUAGAAGACUACACACACACAUGCAUGCAAACACACACACACACACACACGCAUGCAAACACACACACACACACACAUACACACACACACACACACACACACACACACACAGACACACACACACACACUCACUGUAUAUACAGUCUAUAUUGUACACAUAUACCAACUAGUACUGUUACCCAUGUAUAUAAAUGAAAGGUACACAUAUACACCAUUUUGUUUUGUAUUUAAUGAAGAUGAUGCUAAGAAAUCACCAGGCAACCGAUCAUCAUCAUCAUCCUCCUCAUCUUCCUCAUCAUCAUCCUCACUAGAAACCCAUGUGUGUGAUUCUGUAAUCAGAGUAAUCAGAGUAAUUAAGAGGCCGGCUUGGUUGUUUUGCAGGAGGAGUAAGCCUCAAACUUUAAGAGAAGAUAUGAAAAAAUGAAUAAAAUCUGACUUCCUGUUUAUGUAAAUGAACCCUUCCGUGCAGAUUGGAUGUUAAAUGAUGAUUCUGUCCUUGUUCUGUAUUUAUUGCGUGUUUUCUUUGUCUCUUAAUAAAGAAGAGUUGUUUUUACA